CCCUUCCCUUCCUUCUCUCCCUCCAAACUCACAACACAAAAACACAAACAAAAAUAAUGAGACUCCUCCUCCUUCUCCUCCUGUUUCUUCUCCUCCUUCUCUUUCACAUUUCUCACUCCCGUACCGUCCCUGAAUACAAAGCUCUUCUUUCCGUGAAAUCCGCCAUUACCGACGACCCGCAGUCCCCACUUUCCUCGUGGAACGAGACCACUAACCACUGUACAUGGAGCGGCAUCACCUGCGACGCUCGACGUCACGUGACUUCCAUAGACCUGUCCGGUCUCAACCUUUCCGGUACUCUCUCUCCGGACCUGGCUCACCUUCGCUUCCUCCAGAACCUCUCAGUGGCCAUCAACCAGUUCUCCGGUCCCAUACCACCCGAGAUCUCGGCGCUUUCGGCUCUCCGCACCUUGAACCUCUCCAACAAUGUGUUCAACGGUUCAUUCCCUAACGAGUUGUCCCAGCUCGUCAGCUUACAGGUCCUUGACUUGUACAACAACAACAUGACUGGUGACUUGCCGCUUGCAGUUACGCAGCUCCGAAACUUACGCCACUUGCAUCUCGGAGGCAACUAUUUCGGCGGUCAGAUCCCCGCCGCGUAUGGCGGCUGGGAGUUUCUUGAGUAUCUGGCGGUUUCCGGUAACGAACUCGUUGGCAAAAUACCGGGAGAAAUCGGUAACUUAACCAAGUUACGAGAGCUCUACAUUGGUUACUAUAACGGUUAUACCAGCGGUUUGCCUCCAGAAAUCGGAAAUUUAUCGGCGUUAGUUCGGUUUGACGCUGCUAACUGUGGACUGUCAGGUGAAAUACCAGCUGAUAUAGGACGUUUGCAGAAUUUGGACACUCUGUUUCUUCAAGUUAACAGUCUUUCAGGACCGUUGACGAGGGAGUUGGGUACUUUAAAGAGCUUGAAGUCGAUGGACUUAUCCAACAACAUGUUUACCGGCGAGAUACCGGACUCAUUUGCCGAGUUGAACAAUUUGACACUGUUAAAUCUUUUCAGAAACAAACUUCAUGGUGCAAUCCCGGAGUUUAUCGGCGAGUUACCGCAGCUUGAGGUGUUACAGCUGUGGGAAAACAACUUUACCGGAAGCAUUCCUCAAAGAUUGGGCUCUAACGGCAAGCUACGGAAUCUAGAUCUUUCGUCCAAUAAGCUUACCGGCACGUUGCCUCCUGACAUGUGUUCCGGUAACUCCUUGCAAACUUUAAUCACUCUUGGGAAUUUCUUGUUUGGUCCCAUUCCAGAACCGUUGGGGAAAUGCGAAUCGUUGAGUCGGAUUCGAAUGGGAGAGAAUUUUCUAAACGGAUCUAUACCAAAAGGUCUGUUUGGGUUACCGAAUCUCAGUCAAGUUGAGUUGCAGGAUAAUUAUUUAACCGGGGAGUUCCCAGAGUCCGAUUCCAUCCCGACCAAUCUUGGUCAAAUUAGUUUAUCUAACAACCAGCUUUCUGGUUCUUUACCCGCUACUAUUGGCAACUUUACUGGAGUUCAGAAGCUUCUGCUUGAUGGGAACAAGUUCUCGGGUCAAAUCCCGUCCGAGAUUGGCAGGUUACAGCAACUUUCAAAGAUGGAUUUUAGUCACAAUCAGUUUUCUGGUCGGAUUGCGCCCGAGAUUAGCCAGUGUAAACUUCUGACUUUUGUUGAUCUGAGUAGAAAUGAACUUUCUGGGGAGAUUCCUAAUGAGAUUACUGGUAUGAGAAUCUUGAAUUAUCUGAAUUUGUCAAGGAACCACCUUCUGGGUAACAUUCCAGCUUCUAUAGCUACUAUGCAGAGCUUAACUAGUGUUGAUUUUUCGUAUAACAAUCUUUCUGGUUUGGUUCCUGGAACUGGUCAAUUUAGUUACUUCAACUAUACUUCGUUUUUGGGUAAUCCUGGGCUUUGUGGUCCUUAUUUGGGACAUUGUAAAGACGGUGUUGCCAAUGGUACCCACCAGCCUCAUGUUAAAGGUCCAUUAUCUGCUUCUGUGAAGUUGUUACUUGUGGUUGGAUUACUUGUGUGCUCGAUUGCGUUUGCAGUCGCUGCAAUUAUCAAGGCAAGGUCUUUGAAGAAGGCUAGUGAUUCUCGCGCUUGGAAAUUGACUGCAUUCCAGCGCCUGGACUUCACUUGUGAUGAUGUUCUUGAUAGCUUGAAGGAGGAUAACAUAAUUGGAAAAGGCGGUGCUGGCAUUGUUUACAAGGGGAUUAUGCCUAGUGGUGAUCAGGUCGCUGUGAAGAGACUCCCUGCAAUGAGCCGUGGUUCUUCCCACGAUCAUGGAUUUAAUGCUGAGAUACAAACCUUGGGAAGGAUUAGGCAUAGACACAUUGUUAGAUUGUUGGGAUUCUGUUCAAAUCAUGAGACUAAUCUUUUGGUAUAUGAGUACAUGCCUAAUGGGAGCUUGGGGGAGGUCCUUCAUGGCAAGAAAGGGGGCCAUUUGCACUGGGAUACAAGGUAUAAGAUCGCUGUGGAGGCUGCUAAGGGGCUUUGCUAUCUUCAUCAUGAUUGUUCACCCUUGAUUGUUCAUCGUGAUGUGAAGUCAAACAACAUCCUUCUUGAUUGCAAUUUUGAAGCUCAUGUUGCUGAUUUUGGACUAGCCAAGUUCUUGCAAGAUUCAGGCACAUCAGAGUGCAUGUCUGCCAUUGCUGGCUCUUAUGGAUACAUUGCUCCAGAAUAUGCCUACACUUUGAAGGUGGAUGAGAAGAGUGAUGUCUAUAGCUUUGGAGUAGUCCUGUUAGAAUUAGUUACUGGAAGGAAACCAGUUGGGGAAUUUGGUGAUGGUGUGGACAUAGUUCAGUGGGUUCGAAAAUUGACUGACUCUAACAGGGAAGGAGUUCUUAAAAUUCUGGAUCCAAGACUUCCCUCUGUUCCUCUCCAUGAGGUGAUGCAUGUAUUCUAUGUCGCAAUGCUCUGUGUUGAAGAACAGGCUGUCGAGCGCCCAACUAUGCGUGAAGUGGUUCAAAUUCUGACAGAGCUCCCAAAGCCACCAAGCUCAAAACAGGGAGAGUCAACUGUCACCGAGUUCUCACCACAAUCAGGCACCGCCAAUCUCGAGUCUCCUAAUGCAUCAAUCAAGGACUCAAAAGAUCAACGGCCGGCACCACCUCAAUCCCCACCUCCCGAUCUUCUUAGCAUUUGAAGUGUUUUAGUAGUGGGAGGGGACUGUUUGUUCUCUAAGUUUCAAGAAUUGUGUUAGCUUUUAUCUAUGUUUUCUUUUUUUACCUUUUCUAAUCUUGUGCUGGGGUAGUGGGGGAUGUGCUCUAACUUUAAGGUGUUAAAUGUUUGAAGUUUAUCAUGUACAGUAGGAUUGGUGGGGAUAUUUUCUUUAAAAAAAAAAAAAAACUCUUCUUCAUCAUGUAGUAGUAUUCAGCUAUGCCUUGCUGUUUUACACUUCUGCAAUCUGUUUAUGGCACCAGCAGCAGCAGGUAACUGUUAAAGCUCUGCAAAACUCAAGCUCUAGUGUAAACAUCAAGGGAAGAGAUAUAUUUAUAUGUCAGUGGUUUUUAAAGAAGUGCUUAUUA
Messenger RNA from Pistacia vera, 3492 nucleotides. RefSeq names its product leucine-rich repeat receptor-like serine/threonine-protein kinase BAM1. The record is from RefSeq and is a predicted model, not a curated record. Gene Ontology annotation, biological process: protein phosphorylation. Gene Ontology annotation, molecular function: receptor serine/threonine kinase binding; ATP binding; protein kinase activity. Lineage: Eukaryota; Viridiplantae; Streptophyta; Magnoliopsida; Sapindales; Anacardiaceae. The transcript is spliced from 2 exons. The coding region runs from base 57 to 3110 and encodes 1017 amino acids.